UUGCCACAGGCCAAUGUCACCUGCACUCCCAGCACCCCGGCGCCAGCUCGCAAGCGAAGGCGCCCAAACCAAGAUCUCCAGGAACGCCUCGCGCGAUGCGAGGAGCUACUCAAGCAGUAUGCAAGUGGAACGGUGCCGAUACCUGCUCCGUCUACUGCUCAACGGCCGUUACCACCAUUACCAACAACGCCUUCAAAUCCCAACUUGCCGGCUUCCGAGGCUCCCGUCGCCACGCCGGCCAGCGUCGAUUCCACGCAGUCUCGUAAUCCAGGCGCGCUCAUGGUGAAGGAAGAUGGCAACGUCCGAUUCAUGGAUAGCUACAUAUGGGCUAGUGUGUACGACGAGCUCCAGAAAAUGCGGGAUAUUGUUGAGACGGAUGAUCCAGAAGAAACGAGUCUCCUUGGGUCGGACGAGCUCACUCCAGACAACAAUGCAGACCUCGUGCUUUCUGCCGACGUGUUUAACACCAACAUUGACGAUCUGCAGCCCGACCCUAUCCAUAUUUUCCGGCUCUGGCAGCUCUACCUCGACCGCGUCAACCCCCUUUUCAAAGUCAUUCACGUCCCGACGCUUCAGCCGGUGAUAAUGGAAGCAGCGACGAAUAUGAGCGGCCUGCCUAUGCACCAACAAGCUCUUCUUUUCUCCAUCUUCGCCAUGGCAAGCCUUUCAAUGACUUCUGCAGAGAGCAUACAAACCCUCGGCAUGUCUCGCGAAGCCGCCAUCCAGAAAUUCAACACUGGUACCAAGGCAUGCUUGAUCAAAUACAGCUUCCUCAAGAAUUAUAACAUGACAACGUUGCAAUCCCUCGUCUUAUACCUGCUUUCUCUAGAAGGACGAUAUGACAGACAUGCCCAAUGGAUCAUCAGCGGAGUCAUUAUGCGUAUAGCCCAGAAGAUGGGCUAUCACCGCGAUGGUUUGCAACUAAACCUGACCCCUUUCGAAACCGAAAUGCGCAGGCGUAUUUGGUGGCAGAUCAUGAUGCUCGAUGCCAAAUGCGCCAUGAUGUCUGGCCUCAGCCAGUCGUGGAUGAAUCACGAUUGGGACACCAGGAGGCCCCUGAAUCUAAACGAUGCGGACCUAUUCCCAGGCUCUACUGAGCCAGUCGUGGAGCGUGAUGGCCCUACAGAAAUGGCCUUCAGCAUCGUCAUUACGGAAGUAUUCCGAUUCAAGAUGGAAACAGACGGCUCCAACGAGUCCCGUGCCUUCGAAGCUGCCAUCAUGGGCCAAACGCUCGACGACAGCGCGGACCCGGAAAACAACACCAAGGCGAUAUUCGAGAAAUUCCGGAAAAAGGCAGAAAAACUGGAAGAGAGACUGCUGGAGAUUGAAAAGAACAUGAUCGAUGUGAGGGCAGGCAACGCCCACGUUGCGGCGCUUGCCAUCCGGCCAAUGCUCACUCAUAGGUUGUCGGAGAUGCUUGUGCCCAUCCAAGAGCAGCCAGAAUGGGGGACCGAGAUAUUUGGUCCCAAAGACAACUUCUUCAAAGUCCUGCUCAUGAUGAUGGAGCAUAAGAUGGAGGCGCACGAGCAAAUGGUGGCAGCCGGCUUCCAGUGGUUCAUGAGGUUUCACUUUCAGCUUGAUGCCUUUGCAGUCUUCACGGGCCUGCUUCACGAUCGCCCGAUGGGAACACUGGCGGACCGCGCCUGGGAGGUUAUGCGCAAGGUUUACGCCAACCAUCAAGAAUUCUCUGACAUGACCAUCAAGCCACAUGCGGCUCAAGCUCAAUUUGUGCUCAAAGCCUGGCGAGCGCGGGAGCUGGCCUACGCCCAGAAUGGCCAAGUGAUUGAAACCCCGAGCUUCAUCAAUCGUCUUCGGGAAUUGGUGCCCUGCAGCGAUUCCAAGUCGUCUGGGCAGGGUUCUGUGACUUCUCCCGCGACCACGGUGACACCUCAGCAACAGCCACUCAUGGGUUUCAACCAGUUCCUCGGGGGGUACCUUGAUGUUUCCACAGUGAAUUGGGACAUGUUUGGAGAAUUGAUGCCAAGUAGCGGAGAGCAACUCUCCGCCGCCAUGUUUGAUGGCUACACCAUGGGCAACCUCGAUAUGGGCAAUAUGGGCCAUUUGGGCUAGGGGCCACCGUCUUCUAGCCAUCAUCUGUAUUGAACAAAUAUGGGCUGCGACGAGGACAAUAGGGCGUCUGUAUGCAUGGGCAUGGGAACUAGGCAGGAAUGCAGGGUCCAUGCAUGUGU
This is a messenger RNA of Trichoderma reesei QM6a, 2189 nucleotides long. Its product is annotated as N-terminal binuclear Zn cluster-containing protein. The record is from RefSeq and is a predicted model, not a curated record. Gene Ontology annotation, molecular function: DNA binding; zinc ion binding. The transcript is spliced from 3 exons. Gene Ontology annotation, biological process: DNA-templated transcription. The coding region runs from base 280 to 2070 and encodes 596 amino acids. NCBI's taxonomy places the organism in Eukaryota, Fungi, Ascomycota, Sordariomycetes, Hypocreales, Hypocreaceae.